AUGACGUUGAAAAUUCAUCCGGAAUGUGAUGACUUGAAAGUGCAGUGCUCAAAUCUAACUCAACAGUUAGAAGAGUCAGGAGUGCGACUAGAAUUGGCUAAAUACGGCGAUAAGAAAAGCAGUUCCGCCACAGAAUCGAGUAGUAAUGCGGAAACAGAUAUGCGUCAGUUACAAGCAGAACUCGCUUCAGUUAAGGAUUUGCUUCGAGAACAAAUGGAAAAAUAUGAUAAGCAGUUAGAGGAAAAUGAAAGAUUGAGCAGCGAAACGGCUGAAUUGCGUUCUCUACUGGAUGAUGCAACGUUGCAACUCGAAUCGCUCAAAGAGAAUGUUAUGUCGUUGGAAAUGGCCGAUUUUGAGAAGACUGUUGAGAGGCUUCAGAAAGAGCUAAAAGUUGCGGCCGAUGAGAAGCAGUCGAUGCGUACCGAGCUGCAAGCAUCAAUGAAAGAUCUGGAGAGUAGUCGUGAAGAGAAUGCACGUCUUACGCAUAACAUCACCAAACUGAAAGCAGCUUUACGUAAAGUACGCAGUGAAAUAGAAGGCAAGUUUUAG
This is a messenger RNA of Gongylonema pulchrum, 549 nucleotides long. NCBI's taxonomy places the organism in Eukaryota, Metazoa, Nematoda, Chromadorea, Rhabditida, Gongylonematidae. The record is from the annotation of a GenBank genome assembly.